Molecule: messenger RNA, 1954 nt
Organism: Onychostruthus taczanowskii (white-rumped snowfinch)
Lineage: Eukaryota; Metazoa; Chordata; Aves; Passeriformes; Passeridae
Gene: RHNO1
Product: RAD9-HUS1-RAD1 interacting nuclear orphan 1
Exons: 3
Coding region: 356-1171 (271 amino acids)
Biological process (GO): cellular response to ionizing radiation; recombinational repair; DNA damage checkpoint signaling
Cellular component (GO): chromosome; nucleus
Source: RefSeq, a predicted model, not a curated record
GGGCCGCUGCCGGGAUCGCAUUGUCCCGCCCGCCCUCGUACCGGGACGGCUGCUCCCGCCCCGCUGGGGCAGUGUCGGCAACUUCCUUCAACCGUGCUGCCCGCGGCUCGGAGCCCUGCCGGGCACCCGGGCAGCCGGCUGUGCGCUGACUCCUGGUGAAGAGCUACGGGGUUUUACCGUUUAACGUGUGUGUGGUGGCUGCAGCGGGCUAGCGGGGCCCGCAGGACGCCCUGAGAGCACGCUGCCACUUAGAGAUUCAAGAGUGUUUUAGCAUCUCCUCGGGGUGCUUCCUUCUUUCUUCAAUUGGCUCCAACAAGCAUCAUGAGGUUUCUAAGUGGUUUCACCACACCUUUUGAUGCCUCCGAAGAAGAAGUGCACCCACAAGGCCAGGAAGGCAGAGCUGAUUUUCCUUGAGAAGCCACGGGCAGGACCCAUCCAUUGUUAUGAAGCUCCACUGCAUUUGGCUGAGAAUCCCAGACGUGUGCCUACAAAACCUGUGGAGCUGAACACCUCUGCUGCCUGGGUAUGCCCACAAUUUGACACAACUAAGCCAGUGGUGCGGAAAGCAUGCCAGAAGAAGCCUCGUGGUCCUCACAAGCCCUAUAAUCAGGAUGCUAACCACAGUUCAUUUCAUGCAGAAGCUUGUCGAGGAGCUGUAGCCUGCAGAUUUCCUCCUUUAACUUUUGAGAAUCCAGAAGGACAUGCAGUCCCUCCGCUGGAUGAUCCAAAUUGCUUGAGAAAGAACGCGCAGUGCUCUCCCAACCAGGCUAAGAAAGGCACAGCAGCAAACACCAACAUCCAGGUGAAGAGUCCAGAGAACUGUGGAGAGCUUGCUCCCCAGCCUGUGGAUCAAGAAAUCCCUAGUCCAUCAGAUGCAGACGCUGCACGUGUUCCUUCCCCAAGGAAUGGGAGAUGCAGCAACACUGUAUCCCAAAGCAGUCAUGCCUGGCAUCCAGAAGAAGAGUUGCCGUUGGGUGUUGAUCCCUGUGGGAGAGGGGAGGCGGCAGCAGUACUGGUUACAGACACUCCCGAGCACGAGUACGGCCUCAAGGUCACCUGGAGACGGCGGCCGCACGUAAUGAAGUACCUGCGGCAGCAGGGCAAGCUGAGCGCUGCGGACAUCCUGGUGAAGGCAAACAUGGAGCUCUGGAGGAGGCAGGCGCACACCUGACCCGGCGGGAGCCGCCGCCGCUGCGCGCAGGGACACGCCCGAACAGAGGCCGGCCCUUCGGGGCUCCACAGGGGACGUGAUUCGGACAGGCCCUCUACAGCGCCUGGCAGAGCCUCCGAGAAACGCCGGGGCGGGCGCGGGGGAGGGUCUUGGCGACGGGGAGGGGGGAGGUGGGGUCUUUAGGGGAGGUCUUCAGUGGGGAAGUGUGUUUGGCAGGGCUCCGUGCCCCGCGCGGUUCCCGCCGGGACUGUUCCCCGCUCCCGGCGGAGGCGGCGGGCGGCUCCCGCACCGAGGGACGGGGGCGGCCCUUGCGUUCCGCCGCGCGUGCGCGGCGCCGCGGCCAAUCGGCGGGCGGCGUGCUCGCGGCCCCGGCCAAUGGAGGCGCGCCUCAGUGCCGCGCGCCGUUGCUAAGGGCAGCGGCGGGCGGGGGCCCAUAGCAACGGCGGGGCCGCGAUGGACGGAGCGGGGGGACCCGGCGGUCCCGCCGCCCACAGGUGAGCGGGGCUGGGGCGGCAGCGUCCCCGGGGCCGAGCAGGCCUGGGCCGGGGCUGCCUCUCGUGGCAGCGGCGCCCGGUGCCGGGAUGAGCGGUCGCAGCGGGGCCCGGGCGGGCGGAGUCGCACGGCAGCGGCCACGCGGGUCGGCGCUGCUCCGGUGACACCCGCGUCCCGCUGGCGGGCGGCAGCCGCUCCGCUGCUUUAUGUGCGGGUGUGUUUUAUGUGCUUCGUUCUUCAACGUUGGUGUACAUCAUCUGAAUGCUUUUAGAUUAAACCGGUUUCGUGGUG